AUGCCUUUUCUAGCACCAUCUCAAGAGAGCUUUAUAGACUUGACAGAAGAGCACGAUUCACCGGAAACCACAUCAAGAAAAUCCCUUUUCGAGCAGCUCAUCUUUCCGCAGAGUCCAACCAUAGAAUUCGAUGAAGAUAUCGAUGGAUUGGAGCAGGACUUAAGCGGCCAGGCGGUGGAUUGCGAAAUUUCGGAUGCAUUAUAUGCAAAAUACGCUUAUCAAACAGCUCGGGACAAGGCAGUCUUUGAUCAGUCCCAGCUGGAUAGCAAUUGCCUUAAUAUAAGCACAAAUGGAACCGCCAAUUCAAAUCCAACCACGGCCACAACUUCACAUGUUUUCAAGGACUCAAUACUCAGCUUUAGCCAAUUGGACAGCACACGAGAUGCAUUCCAGCGCAGCUGCAGUUUUACACAGUCGCCCGGACAGAUCGCUCAGCUGGAGCAGAGUUUCAAGAGUCCGCUGACCCGCCGAAGCAACUCCUUUACGGAUAAAUCCGCCUUGGCCUUUAGUCACUCGGAUGCGAGCAUUGAUUUGACCCAAGACAGCGGCGAUGAGGAUAAUGAGGAGGAUAAUGAGGGUGUUCUGCUGUCUGAUGAGGAAAUCAAUUACUCCAUUUGGAAAGCGGACAAAACGUGCCGGGAGGCACUCGAUGAUAGCAACAGUUUGCCUUUAACGAGAAUCAAAAGCGUGCCUUUCUUUAAGACUGUGGAGGAUUUGGAUGCAUAUCUGGAUGCUUCACCCACGCCCUCCAACAAAUCCUGCAAUUCGCGCUCGCCUAACAAAAGUGCCCUGAGCAAAGAACGCGCCGAGUUUGGAAUAUUGGAUGCAGCCAUCUCGCAGCCCUUUACGCUCUCCCAGCUGCAGAGUCCGUCGACCAAGGCGUGCCAAGUGCCAAUAGAUUGGGCAGACGCAUCCUUUUUGGAGACACCGCCGGAGGUGCCCUUGAAACGCUACUCCAGCAGCUGCACCCAUAAAUUUAAAGAGCUGCUUAACGAUAUCUCGGAGCCAGCCGAUGAGCUGGAUGACUUUGAUCGUCUGGUGUUCCAAAACAGCAAUAAAGAUGCAACAAUAGACACAAUGCCAAGUGGACUGGAUCGACUGCUCCUGGGCGAGAUCAAUGCGGAGAGCUUGCCACAGCCUGCCGCAGCUGUGGAGCCGCCUAGUCCAGCAAAGAGAGCAACUACUUGGGAGCAAUUGGAGCUUAAUGGUCAGGUGUACGAGGUACGCGUCUGUCGCACACCCAAGCCGGAUUUUGUGCAUCUAACCGAUGCGGAGCUGCUGCAGCAGCUGUACAAUUGUGGCAUCAAGCCGCUAAAACGCAAACAGGCUGUCAAAUUGUUGGAAUACAUUUAUAAUCAAACUCAUCCCAUUAUGCUGCCCCCAGCGCAGCAGGAGCCCGAGCAAGUGACCAUGCCGCGCUCCAAAUCCACGCCUAUCACUGCCCGCACUGGCAAAUCCGACAUCGGGCGGCUGCGACUCGCCAGCAGCGACGAAGCAGAGCCAAAGGCAGAUCUCAAAUUCCGAGACGCCUCCGGAUCCGAGCUGUUGCGCUUCUCGCAAGAAUUGCCGCCUGCGCUUUGCGACGACUUUGAAUGCUUUGUGCUGCAGACGAAUGUCUCGAAGAAGACGCCGCAGCCGCUGCUGCCGCUGCACAUAGCCUGGCACAAUUUGCUCUGUGCCAAUCCCGACCUGCACGAGACCGUGCUCAGGUAUGAGCCCAUCGAUCUGCAGGAGAUCUAUCUACAUCUGAAACAGCUGGGCCAUCGCUAUGAGCCCAAGGAACUCAAGAGUUUCUUUGAUAGACGCUGCAUAAUACUCCGUUACGAGCUGGCGCCGCCCCAGAAACAGGCCCAGCGGCACAUCCGGAAGCCCAAGUCCAGAAGGCCCUACGCAAAGCCCUAGCAAACGUAUUUGUUCCAUACUCUUCCUUAGACUUGUUAUAUAUGGGAAUGUUUAGUGAUUCUUGAGUGCUACAUUUAUUAGAUUUUCUAAUGUAAUUUUUCAUUAUUAAUUUUGUAUGUUAUUUGGGCUUUAUUUUUGGCCCCAAUUUAAUUGUGAAACGAUUAAUUUUGCGAUUUGAAAUAUACGAAAAUUUGGUUUUUGCACUAAAAAUGAAUGUCGCCAAUUAACCCAUCGAUGGCCACCUCCAAAACAUGAUGAACGUUCGGCGAGGGUAUUAGCUCGUCCAUCAUAACUAUUUCAUUUUUGGUAUACUUGUCGAUAUUCACAAAACGCGGCUUAACCGGAUGCUUCCUUUUCAAAAAUUCUUCACAUUUUUCCGAAAUUUUCUCAGUAAACUCAAGAUCCAGAUCUAGAUCAGUUAUGGGGUCUGUCAGAAACUGGUAGCACGUUAGAAAUGUUUCGAGGACAUCCAUUUUAUUAACAAAUACGUAAGUUGAAAACUAUAAUUUUUUUGAAAA
Messenger RNA from Drosophila montana, 2420 nucleotides. Its product is annotated as structure-specific endonuclease subunit SLX4-like. Gene Ontology annotation, cellular component: nucleus; Slx1-Slx4 complex. Gene Ontology annotation, biological process: resolution of meiotic recombination intermediates; DNA repair; DNA replication. Bases 1 to 1902 code for a protein of 633 amino acids. NCBI's taxonomy places the organism in Eukaryota, Metazoa, Arthropoda, Insecta, Diptera, Drosophilidae. The transcript has a single exon. The record is from RefSeq and is a predicted model, not a curated record.